Molecule: messenger RNA, 951 nt
Organism: Babesia bigemina
Lineage: Eukaryota; Apicomplexa; Aconoidasida; Piroplasmida; Babesiidae
Exons: 2
Coding region: 1-951 (316 amino acids)
Molecular function (GO): protein heterodimerization activity
Source: RefSeq, a predicted model, not a curated record
AUGGAGGAGGACAACAUAGAGCCCAGGGAGCUCGAAAUUCUUCCCAUGAAACUCGUGCAGACAGCGCUGCAGAAGGGACUGCUGGAUAGAGCGGCCCUCAGCGGCGUCGAAGCGUCCACAGUGAAGGGCGGCAAGAAGCACACGGCGAUUCGAAACAGAAAGUUCAGCAGAGAUGCUGUCAACGUCCUCAAUCGAGCGGCGUCAUUAUUCGUCCUGUACAUCACAACCGUCGCCCAGGAUAUCGCAAAAACAAAAAAGAGGUGGGACGUUUUGACAGAAUUGUGCACGGUAUGCAGGGCGACUGUGUACGAGACGGACAUCCUGGAGGCGCUCAAAUCAUGCCUCUUCUGGGAAAUCGAACGGGAGAUGUCCGAGGAGAUGGUCGCCGUGAACGAGCUGAUAAAAAUUAGACAGGCUCAAAUAUUGCGUGAACAAAAACACGAGGCGGAUACCGAAAUAGUCGCAAACGAUGAUAAUAACGCGGAGGCACACGAUGCGGUCGACAAGCAUGAUGAGGAGUACCACUCGGACUUGGACGCCGCUCCUGUCGACGAACUAGAGGGGGCAUUCGACUACGACCAAUUCCCCGAGAUGGAUGCAACGGCACAGGUAGAAUAUACGUCGGACGAGCAAGUCACAGACGCAAUCGAGCCCGAAAUGCCUGAGCACGACGGUGGCACCCACGAUUAUGAUAUGCUUGGUGCAGACGACCACAGCGAUGCUGCGCAUGGGCCUAAACUCCCGGACUACACGGAGGACACCGUUAUGGCUGAUAACGGCGAUGCCAAUCACGCUGCAAACACAACCACAUCCUGCGGCGGGCCCACGCAGCUAGACGACAUGGAAGUGUCGAUGGAGUUCCCCGACGAGCACACUCAGCUGGUGGAUGAUGACCCUUCGCAGGCGAUAGAAACGGAGGAGAUGCAAGACGCUUCGACACAGGUUUGGUGA